CAACUACUCGAUCAAAAUUCAAACAUGAAAGACACCCAAACCAAGAAAUUAGCUCUUUUAGUAGGGUGCAACUAUGCAAACACACCAAAUGAGUUACAUGGUUGCAUAAAUGAUGUGUUAGCCAUGAGACAAGUUCUCAUCAGCCGAUUUGGGUUCGACCCAAAUCGCAUCAAUCUGCUAACCGAUGCACCUGGCUCACUUGUCAUGCCAACCGGUGCAAACAUAAAGGAUGCACUUGACCAUAUGGUUGACCAAGCUGAGCCAGGUGAUGUUCUUUACUUUCACUAUAGUGGUCAUGGGACACGAGUUCCUUCAAUUAAACCACCACACACUUUUCAUCGUCUAGAUGAAGCCAUCGUUCCUUGCGAUUUUAAUCUUAUUACAGAUCUGGAUUUCCGAAACAUAGUGAAUCGAGUGCCAAAAGGAGCAACUUUCACCAUUCUUUCUGAUUCUUGCCAUAGUGGCGGACUAAUCGACAAAGAAAAAGAGCAAAUCGGCCCAUCGUCCCUCCAAAAUUCCAAUUUUACCCCUACCCUUACCUCCAUCCCAACCAUCACCAAAUCCAAAACCAUUCCUUUUGAAUCAAUUCUACUCCAUCUUUCAUCACUAACACACAUAAACACACCCGAUCUUGCCACACACUUUCUCGAGCUCUUUGGAGACACUGCAAGUCUCCGAUUCCGAUUCCCUUCGCACGAAAUUGAUUCCAUUCCAUCCUUACAUGAAGAUACCGGGAUUUUGCUAAGUGGGUGUCAAGCAAAUGAAACUUCCGCAGAUAUGAACCCUAAUGGGGGUAAAGGGAAAGCUUAUGGUGCUUUUAGUAAUGCGAUUGAGAUUGUGUUGAAAGAGAAUCAAGGUGAUUUGAGUAACAAAGAAGUUGUGUUGAUGGCUAGGAAUGUUUUAAAGAUACAAGGAUUUGUGCAACAUCCUUGUCUCUAUUGCAGUGAUGACCAUGCAAACUCAUUGUUCUUGAAAUAGCAACGUACUUUCGAUUAUUUGUGUAUUAAAUAAAGCUUUGUACUUUCAUUUAUUUCUAUUGCAACA
Lactuca virosa is the source of this 1044-nucleotide messenger RNA. Lineage: Eukaryota; Viridiplantae; Streptophyta; Magnoliopsida; Asterales; Asteraceae. The record is from the annotation of a GenBank genome assembly.